This is a messenger RNA of Suillus paluster, 492 nucleotides long. RefSeq lists its product as uncharacterized. The coding region runs from base 1 to 492 and encodes 163 amino acids. The record is from RefSeq and is a predicted model, not a curated record. The transcript has a single exon. Lineage: Eukaryota; Fungi; Basidiomycota; Agaricomycetes; Boletales; Suillaceae.
AUGAACUUGUUGACGUUGUAUAAGUUAUCCAAGGCAAGACUUGCUGGCCACGAGGCUGCAUGCCAACAUCUUGCAGUUACAACAUGGAAGGUUCAGGAGGCAAAGGACUAUUUGGAAUUUUCCAAGGCGCUCAAUGAGGAUAACAAAAUGCGCCUUAGAACUUCUGAUGAAGAAUUGCGAAGAGUUAGAGUCGCUCUCACUGGCCAUAGCCAUUCAGAAAUUGAGGACGACAGGAACUACCUUCAAGCCGUCUAUGACAAUCAAUGCAAUAUUCUUCACGCCAUCGCUGCCCAGGCAGACAUAAUGGGAAAGGUUCUGGGCCUGAAUGUCAAGAAUGACUUGCUGUCAUCUACGGGAGAAUCUUCUCAUCACCCUCAAUUCACCAGCUCAGUUUACCGCAACGGUUCCCAUACAUCAUCCGAAGAUGGUGAUGAUAGUAAUGAUACCAUGGACUCGGACGAUGACGAAGAAGCUGAAAGCAACGAUGCAUAG